AUAUCCAAAAAUAAAAAUAAAAAAAUAGAAGAGUGAAAAGAAGUAUUCAAAAUUACAAAACUGCCAUUCUACCAGCUUUCUUUACACAGUCUUCCCCUGCCCUUUUGCCGGCCAAAUUGGCUUUCUCAUUAUCAGAUCUAUCAAAAUCCCUUCCUUAUUUUAGCUUUCAAUUGAAAAUCCAUUAUGUCAUUUUAGACCAAGGUUUCAUUUUUUUUUUGCGUGGACUUUUGGCAUUGAAUCCAAAAUGCAGAGCUCAAAUGUGCAGCCGGAAGUUAUACUAGAAUGGCUGCAAAAGGAAAUGGGUUACCGUCCCUUAGGACCCUACAAUUCUUCUUCCAACAAGUCGAAUUUACCUUCCAUCGAUUCGCUUCGCAAGAUUUGUAGAGGGAAUAUGUUACCUCUGUGGCAUUUCUUGUUAACCCGCGUUAAAUCCGAGAAAACCGUCCAAAGCAUCCGAAAGAACAUCACCGUGCACGGCGGAGGGGGGAAUAUUGAGAAUGCUGGAAAUUUGGGGAAAGAGGAGGGGAGGAGUAAAGGAGGGGGGAGGAGGAAAGAGAAGGUGGGUGGUGGUGGUGGAGGGGAGGGUUCAGGUGCGGCGGAGAUUAGGGAAGCAGCAAUAAGGGAACGGGAAGCCGCUGCCAAGGAAGUGGAGAGGUUGAGAAAUAUUGUGAGGAGACAAAGGAAAGAUUUGAAGGCUAGGAUGUUGGAGGUUUCUAGAGAGGAAGCUGAAAGGAAAAGGAUGCUUGACGAAAAGGCCAAUUACAGGCACAAACAAGUGGUGUUGGAAGCUUAUGAUCAACAAUGCGAUGAGGCUGCCAAAAUAUUUGCGGAGUACCACAAACGUCUUCAUCAAUAUGUAAACCAAGCCAGGGAUGCUCAAAGGUCAAGUGUUGACUCUUCCAUUGAAGUGGUUAGCAACUACAGUGGCAAUAGUGAGAAGGAAGCUGUAUAUUCAACUGUUAAAGGAACUAAAGCUGCAGAUGAUGUCAUUCUUAUUGAAACAACUCGUGAAAGAAAUGUUCGCAAGGCAUGUGAAUCUCUUGCAGACCGCAUGAUUGAAAAAGUGCGAAAUUCUUUUCCAGCUUAUGAAGGAAAUGGGAUCCAUUUGAGUCCUCAAUCAGAAGUUGCCAAAUUAGGCUUUGAUUUCGAUGGGGAGAUACCUGAUGAAGUUAGAAUUGUUAUUGUAAAUUGUCUCAAAAAUCCUCCUCAAUUACUUCAGGCAAUUAGCACAUACACUUCAAGGCUUAAAACUUUGAUUUCUAGAGAAAUAGAGAAAGUCGACGUUAGAGCUGACGCUGAAGCCUUGAGGUACAAAUAUGAGAACAACAGAGUUAUGGAUGUUUCCUCUCCGGAUGUGAGCUCACCCUUAAAUCAACUUUAUGGUAAUGAGAAGAUAGGAAUGGAUGUACCUUCUAGAGGAAUGCAAAAUCAACUUCUUGAAAGACAGAAAGCUCAUGUUCAACAAUUUUUAGCUACUGAAGAUGCUCUCAACAAAGCUGCAGAAGCGAGGGACUUGUGUCAAAAGCUUAUAAAACGUCUACAAGGAGGUAGUGAUUUAGUUCCUUCACGUUCUCUUGUCGGAGGUGCAACACAGAAUGUUGGCAGUCUUAGACAAUUUGAGUUGGAGGUUUGGGCCAAGGAGAGAGAAGCUGCUGGGUUAAAGGCCAGCUUAAAUACACUAAUGUCUGAAAUACAACGGUUGAACAAAUUGUGUGCAGAGAGGAAAGAGGCAGAAGAUUCAUUAAGAAAGAAGUGGAAGAAGAUUGAAGAGUUUGACUCCCGUAGAUCCGAACUUGAAUCCAUAUAUACUGCUCUCCUGAAGGCUAAUAUGGAUGCAGCUGCAUUCUGGAACCAACAGCCAUUGGCGGCGAGGGAGUAUGCUUCCAGUACCAUUAUUCCUGUUUGCAAUAUUGUUGCAGACAUUUCAAACGGUGCAAAAGAGUUUAUUGUCAAAGAAGUUUCUGCAUUUUAUAGAAGUCCUGAUAAUAGCCUCUACAUGCUUCCAUCAAGCCCACAGGCUCUUCUAGAGUCCAUGGGUGCUAAUGGAUCUACAGGACCUGAAGCUGUGGCUGCAACGGAGAAAAAUGCUGCCUUGUUGACUGCAAGGGCUGGUGCCAGGGAUCCUUCGGCAAUUCCAUCCAUAUGUCGUGUUUCUGCUGCUCUUCAAUACCCUGCUGGUUUGGAGGGUUCGGAUGCUGGUUUGGCAUCAGUGUUAGAGUCUCUGGAGUUCUGUUUGAAGCUUCGUGGUUCUGAGGCUAGUGUCCUGGAGGAAUUGGCAAAGGCAAUAAAUUUGGUCCAUAUUCGACAGGAUCUUGUUGAAAGUGGUCAUGCACUAUUGAACCAUGCUUACCGUGCUCAACAAGAAUAUGCAAGGACAACAAAUUAUUGUUUGAAUUUGGCAGCUGAGCAAGAUAAGAUUAUCACCGAGAAAUGGCUACCUGAACUUAAAACUGCAAUUUUGAAUGCUCAGAAGUGCUUGGAGGACUGCAAAUAUGUCAGGGGUUUGCUGGACGAGUGGUGGGAGCAACCGGCAUCAACUGUUGUAGAUUGGGUCACAGUUGACAGACAAAAUGUUGGAGCCUGGCAUUCUCACGUGAAGCAACUUCUUGCAUUUUAUGAUAAGGAAGUUUUGUGAACUGUUAUUGUUUAUUAUUCAUUCUCCUUUGUUCGAUGGUUGGGUAUCACUUUUUUUUUGUUUUUUUUUUUUUACACUAAAGCCCUGUAUUUGAAUGUAGUAGUAUGGUUUGAAUUUCCCAGAAGAAAUGGCUGUAAAAACUUAAGCUACCUUUCUUUGUGUUGUAAAGAGAUUUUUGCCAAUUUGUGAAAUGAUCUUCUGCUUAGAA
This is a messenger RNA of Gossypium arboreum, 2843 nucleotides long. RefSeq names its product AUGMIN subunit 5. The coding region runs from base 245 to 2635 and encodes 796 amino acids. Lineage: Eukaryota; Viridiplantae; Streptophyta; Magnoliopsida; Malvales; Malvaceae. The transcript is spliced from 10 exons. The record is from RefSeq and is a predicted model, not a curated record. Gene Ontology annotation, cellular component: spindle microtubule; HAUS complex. Gene Ontology annotation, biological process: spindle assembly.